Vollenhovia emeryi is the source of this 1356-nucleotide messenger RNA. Its product is annotated as pyridoxal phosphate phosphatase PHOSPHO2-like. The record is from RefSeq and is a predicted model, not a curated record. Gene Ontology annotation, molecular function: phosphatase activity. The coding region runs from base 80 to 1006 and encodes 308 amino acids. The transcript has 2 exons. NCBI's taxonomy places the organism in Eukaryota, Metazoa, Arthropoda, Insecta, Hymenoptera, Formicidae.
ACCUCGACCAUGCCUCGACGCUGCCGAGAUACGAUAGAAUGCGGACCCACUGCGUGCGAACGGGCUAGAAGCGGUUAGAAUGUGGUGGUGGCGCAAUGCCACGGUUUCCCGCCGAUUGUCAUUGAUUGUUGGCCAAAAGGCUCACCGCGAUCGUAACAAUUAUUUCGGGAUCGUAACACAACAACGUAACGUUCUCAUUGUUUGUUCAGCUCUGGCAAGAGUGCCCGCAGCCAAGUCUUGCCCGGUGGCUCUUCAACCUGUACAUCCGCCAAAGAUGGGUCGCAGCGUGCUCGUGGCGAUCGAUUUCGAUCACACCAUCUGCGACGACAACACCGACGUGGUGGUGCAAAACUUGUUGUCGGACGAGACAGUAUCGGCCAAGGAUGUGCAGAAUCUGCGGAAGUCCGACGGUUGGCUGGCCUACAUGAACAGGAUCUUUGAGCUGCUGCACGAGAAUUCGGUGGACGCGAGCCAAAUUGCGGACGUUAUCGCCGGCAUACCCGCGGUCGUGGGGAUGGAGCAGCUUCUCGCUUGCCUGCGCGCCAACGGCCACGAGAUCGUCGUAAUCAGCGACUCCAACAGCGUGUUCAUAGACUGCUGGCUCAGGAACAAACGACUGGAACGCGCGGUGUCGCGCGUCUUCACGAACCCAGCCCGAUACGACGACGACGGCAGGCUGAGGGUGGACGCGUAUCGGACGCAGCACGCGUGCCAGAUAAGCGCCGUCAAUCUCUGCAAGGGCCAGGUGCUGAUGGACUAUAUUCAGGACAAACGCGAGCGAGGCGAGAGCUACGAGAGAAUUGUCUACAUUGGCGACGGGAGGAACGAUCUCUGCCCGAUCUUGCGUCUCUCGGAAGCCGAUCUGGCAUGUCCGCGUAAGGGCUAUCCGCUGCUCGAUCGGCUCAACAAAUUACCCACCUCCGUGUCGACGAAGGCGAAAAUUGUCCCGUGGCAGGACGGUACGGAGCUACGGCGCAACUUGGAGCAGUUCAUAGAGCUUCGUUAGAUACGUCGCUCUUCUCAAUUUGCACAGUUGGAUUGUCCGCACCUUGCGUUUCGAGUGCGUCAUUCAAUAAUGAAAUUUCCUUUCCUUUUCUUUAUUUUAUGGCGUGUCAACUACAUUACAUUACAAUCCGGAGAUAAUAUUUCACUAGAAAACGUAAUAAACUUGACAUUGCUGAUUACAUGUUUGCGUACACACAGGGUAUCUCGGAACUAAUGAUACCGACAAGAAGAGGAUCGCUCUCUUGUACCACCAGUUCUGAUUGUGAAACACGGACAGACACACAGGCAUACAUAAACGUAUAUACAUACAAGUAAGUUGUAACUGUAUUUUAAAAAUAAAAUUGGCAAAUU